AUGGACCUCUCACCAAAUAUUUAUAGAGGUGCCGAUUUAUUGAAAGCGAGGAAGGAACUUGAGUCACAAUUGAGACAAACAAGUUACACUACAUUUGAGGACCUUAAGAAAUAUUUAUUGAAAGGAUUGGAAGAAACUGUUCGUGUUCUUCCACUCAUCGAUUAUCAAAAUUUCCAAAUGAAUAUUUCUGUUUUACACAGCGAGUCAACACAAGAAGCACUCGACAAUAUCAGUAAAAGUUUUGAUGUUCCUAUUAUAAAUUGUGAAGAUGUUGUUUCACAAAAUUCAACUGGUAUUAUAGACUCUAACACUGAACCACAAACUCUGUUGUUUCAAAUGCCACUCAUCUAA
Molecule: messenger RNA, 351 nt
Organism: Entamoeba invadens IP1
Lineage: Eukaryota; Evosea; Mastigamoebida; Endamoebidae
Exons: 1
Coding region: 1-351 (116 amino acids)
Source: RefSeq, a predicted model, not a curated record